Aspergillus tanneri is the source of this 810-nucleotide messenger RNA. Its product is annotated as SDR family NAD(P)-dependent oxidoreductase. Lineage: Eukaryota; Fungi; Ascomycota; Eurotiomycetes; Eurotiales; Aspergillaceae. Gene Ontology annotation, molecular function: oxidoreductase activity, acting on the CH-OH group of donors, NAD or NADP as acceptor. The coding region runs from base 1 to 810 and encodes 269 amino acids. The transcript has a single exon. The record is from RefSeq and is a predicted model, not a curated record.
AUGCUUGAUCUACAUAGCAAGGUCGUCCUCAUGACUGGUCUAGGUCAAACUACGGACGAGGGCUGGGGCAUCGGAGCAGCCAUUGCUACAUUAUUUGCUCGCCAAGGGGCAAUAAUAUUUGGAGGAAAUCGAUCCCUCGCUUCGGCUGAACGAACUCAAUCUCACAUCCAGAACGAGCGAGGCAUAUGCGAUGUCCAAGAGGCCGACGUAACGGACUCUUCUUCAGUGAAGGCACUGGUCGACAACUGCAUGAAAAAGUACGGCCGCAUUGAUAUCCUAGUGAACAAUGUGGGUCGGUCCGAGCCAGGCUGUCCUGCAACUAUGCCGGAGGAAGUUUGGGACGCACAAAUGGACAUCAAUCUGAAGAGCGUCUAUCUGACCUGUCAUUUUGUCCUUCCUAUUAUGGAGAAGCAGAAGUCCGGGGGCACUGUUGUCAAUAUCGCAAGUAUAGCAGGGCUUCGAUAUAUUGGAAAACCGCAAGUUGCGUACUCUGCAGCCAAAGCGGCCAUCAUGCAAUUUACCAAGGCAACUGCCGUUGUGUAUGCGGCGAAGGGAGUCCGGCUGAACACCGUGGUGCCAGGAUUGAUCGACACCCCGUAUACAAAGGCUCUUGCUAAGCGAUAUGCGCCCGGGGGAGACGAGAAAGCUUACAUCGUUAUGCGGGACGCUCAGGUACCGAUGGGACGGAUGGGAGAUGCAUGGGAUGUGGCCAAUGCGGCUUUGUUUCUUGUGGCGGACGAGGCGAGAUACAUUACUGGGCAGGAGAUUGUGGUGGAUGGAGGGAUAACUUCUUCUACUGGAAGGACCUGA